Messenger RNA from Cylindrotheca closterium, 1230 nucleotides. The record is from the annotation of a GenBank genome assembly. Lineage: Eukaryota; Bacillariophyta; Bacillariophyceae; Bacillariales; Bacillariaceae.
AUGGACGAGACACGAGUCGCCUCGUUGGAAGGGACCACGACCAUUACCACCACAACCACUGCAUUAGAACGACCAGCACAACAACAAUUAGAAGUCAUGGCCGAUUCGACCAAUUGUGUCCGCCAAAAUGGUUCCACAACAACUACUACAACAACAACAACGCCUCUGGCACCUCCUGUUUCGAUUGACAUGCACAAGAGUGACAGCAGCAUCGGUGCCAGCACCACGAGCAGCAGUCAUGUGGGUAGUAUCAAGAACUCUGCUGCAAAUGCCAAAGGUGUCAAUCAUCACGCGCUCUCGGAACUUCAAUUACGACAAGCACUCCAAUCGGCCUCGGACGAAUCGGACAAUCAAAAAGGACUCUUGGCGUCGGGACUCGGUUGGUUGCAACGCAAACGCGAAGAACGUCGUCGACAACACCUUCAACAACAAGCGGAUUUGCAGCUCAAAAAGAUAUUAGAUGCCCAACAGAAUUUACAGGGCUUGCAACCCAAAGAAUCAUCUUUAGAGGAAGGAUGCAGCAGCAGUGCGGUUGUGGAAACCAGUGAACGAUCGACCAACAAUAGCACUCAAAAGAGUCAAUCCGGAGAAGGUGCUUCGGGACAAAUUCCCUUUGAAGAAGCAGAUUACGACGACGACUUUGACGUCCCAGAAGUCCGCGUCAAGCCAGAAGAGGGAACCCCACGGCCACAUAUACUCACACAGGAACAAAUGAAUCAAAUUGCUUCAGUCGUGCUACCGCAAACCAUUUCUUUUUGUCGGUGGAAUCGAUUGUACGAUUUGGGACGGGAUGGUGAUUCCUUUGAAGCAUGUCUGCGGAUUGUGUCUUCCACCCAACGAACGUUAAUGGUCAUUCGAACAACAAAGGGCGAUGUCUUUGGUGGCUUUGCGGAUGCCGCGUGGGCGACCCAACACUUUGCAUCGGCCACCUUUUAUGGUGGUGCCUCGGCGUGUUUGUUCAAGGUGGUCCAUGACGAUAAAGACUCUCAAAUCAAAUCCUUCAAAUGGUCGGGCAAGAAUCGGUAUAUUCAAUUGUGCGAUACCUCGAGAAAAAUGUUGGCCUUUGGUGGAGGUGGUGAGAAUGGUGCCUUUGGUUUGGCAGUACAGGAAGACUUCCAACGAGGAAGCACGGGACAUUGUGAUACCUUUGACAAUGAACCCCUGUGUGAGGAUGGUUCCUUUGAGAUUGUGGACUUGGAAAUUUGGGAGUUUCUGACGGCCAUGUUUUAA